AGGAGCCUGAUGAAGUGGAAGGAGUGUGAUGGGACCACUAGGUGAAGGAAGGGACCAGAUACGAAGGUCUGGGCGCCAGGAUUCGGGCUUGUAUUUUCUGUCUGCCUUGAACCUUGGGAGCCCUCGGAAGGCCAUCCUUUCAGGACUAGGCACCUAGUGAAUUCAGAAACAAAAAGUCGAAAAAGGGCAAAGUGAGACCCUGCCAAAAAACAAAAAUCGAGACCCUAGGCAAAAGAGAAAAAGGGCAAGAGUUGUAAGUGGUUGGAAUAGAAGUGGCUUCAUCUCAAGGUUGUACAUGUCCUACUUGAAUUCGGAAGAACUCAAGGAUUACUUCAUCAUGGCAGCUGUACCCCAUAGGCAUAUAAGAAGAAGAUGUUUAAAACUAUAAGGAAUCACCCCAGUAAUGGAUCUCUGUCCGGAAAGUGAGACUGUUGGAGAAAAUAAUGAAAGUAAGAAAAUUCAAGAUGCAGAAGAAACCGCACUGACUUUAGGUUGUCCAGAUGAGAGAAGUGAGAGGAAUCAUGUUUGCUGUCUUCUCGGGAUCAGCGACCUCACGUUGGAAGAGGAUGAACGGGCCAGCGAAUUUGCCAUCAACACCGGGUGGGAAGAAGCCGUCCACGGCUGGGGAAGGACCUCACCAACUGCCUGCAUCUGGUCAAGAAAGAAAGUGAAAAAGGGGAAGGUGGGAGAAGGCACCAGUGGCGGCGGCAGCAACUGCUUGUUCUGUAUGAGCCUUUCUCAAGGGAGUCUGGAGGCUCAUUCCCUCUCAGAGGUCGGGAAACUGGAGGCUGGUGCUGUGGCUGAGGUGAGCCCCGAGAAGAGCUGCAGCCCCGAGAAGUGCGGCAGCCCCGAGAAGUGCCACAGCCCCUCCCAGGGCCCCAGCACUGCUUCCAGAGAGCCUCACAAACUCUGCUUUCCCACAUACUUGCAUGGAGAAAAAAAAAGCCUGCAAAUCAAGGAAUUUAUCUGGUGCAUGGAAGAAUGGGGCAUUCCCGAGACAGUUAGCAGCAAGACCUGCAGAAACCCCUGCGGAAGCACUGACCGGGGCCUCUCCAUCUCCGACUCCCUCAAUUCCAAGGCCCUCAUGGUUCUGCCCCCACUGAAAACCUCUCCCCCCAGCAGCUUGGAUGUGCUGAGUAAGAAGAGCAGGAAUAUUUUCUGGCAGCCAGAAGAAAAGGCGCUAAGGACGGAAAAGGAGGAGUGUGUGGCUGGUACAGAUGGAUUGAAGACAGUUGAUGGGAAAAGUGAAAAGAGACACUUUGAGCUGGCCAGCCACGUGAAGGUCACCGACAUGCUGCCUUUCUCUCCCCCUGGGGCCCAGACACACCUGCUGGGGGCAGAGUCUCAAAGGUGCUGCCUGCACUGGUCCCUCCUGCCCCAGAAGAGCUCUAUGUACCCAUCCAACCCCACCAACAUCCACUAUCUUGCCACCUUGCAGGUGUUGCAUAAACAGGGAGUGCAAAACUGCAGAGCCAGGCUCAAAGCCAAGGAACCCAAACCUGCCAGGAGCACCCACAAGCACCUUCUCCCAGAGGCCAAGCAGGAAAACAGGCCUCGAGCGCUAGAGAAGAAAAUGUUCCCCAAACCUCUCUUGCCGUCCCUCACAGUGAGCAGAGUUGUCAUCCCCGUCUCUACUCACAGAGUCCUCUGAUUUGUCACAAUAUAAUUUCCUGGGAAUAA
Messenger RNA from Peromyscus eremicus (cactus mouse), 1680 nucleotides. It is a transcript of the gene C5H16orf46, whose product is annotated as chromosome 5 C16orf46 homolog. The transcript is spliced from 3 exons. The record is from RefSeq and is a predicted model, not a curated record. The coding region runs from base 404 to 1651 and encodes 415 amino acids. NCBI's taxonomy places the organism in Eukaryota, Metazoa, Chordata, Mammalia, Rodentia, Cricetidae.